Oncorhynchus mykiss (rainbow trout) is the source of this 1926-nucleotide messenger RNA. Lineage: Eukaryota; Metazoa; Chordata; Actinopteri; Salmoniformes; Salmonidae. The record is from RefSeq and is a predicted model, not a curated record.
GAGGACAUUGUUUCUGAUCGGGGUCCCCAGUUCACGUCCAGGGUGUGGAAGGCGUUCAUGGAACGUUUGGGGGUCUCGGUCAGAGUAAUGGGCAGGUGGAGAGAGUGAACCAGGAUGUGGGUAAGUUUCUGCGGUUGUAUUGCGUGGUUAAAAAAACGAGUUUUAAAACGUUUCCAACCUUAGUGUAUGUAAACAUUCCCGACUUCAACUGUAUAUACAUACAUACUGCAUAUAUACACAUACCUACAUACAUACAUACAUACAUACAUACAUACAUACAUACAUACAUACAUACAUACAUACCAUAUACAGACUCAUAAAUACAGAAAAAAAAGAAACAGAAGUCACUUGAACCCAGUCUGACAAAGGGAAGAUUCAUAUGAUAGACAAGCAUAUACACCAUCUAUAUACACACACCAUUAUCCAUAUAGAAGCUAAAUAUUUGCCCUUUUUCUUUUAUUCCAGGCUUCAUGUAAAUAUUUCUCAAACGGAAAUACAUAAUGGACAAAAAACAAAAAAACAGUUGUCUCUGGGAUGCAGUGUGGAAUGGUGAUUUUCUGUGCCACGAUAGCACUGAAAGUCUUGCACACUUUCUCAAGAAUGCUAUGGUUUGAUAACCGUGAGUGAAGACCUGCAAGAUAUGUGAGAGACAAACUGGCGGCCAUAAGAGAGGUCUGGGGAAAUGGGUGGAGCGUCUGCCAUACCUCUACAACGCUGGAACUGAAGUAACAGUGGAUGAGCAACUGGUUCCAUUCAGAGGUCGCUAUCCUUUCCGGCAGUAUAUGCUCAGCAAGCCAGCAAAGUAUGGCAUCAAGAUAUGGGUGGCCUGUGACGCACAAUCCAGCUACGCUUAGAAGAUGCAAGUCUACACAGGGAAACCGACCAGUGGAGGUCCGGAGAAGAACCAGGGAUGCGAUUUUUGCUUGAUGUGAGAGAUAGACUGAGGGGGCACAAUGUCACAUGUGACAAUUUCUUCACCUCUUAUGAACUCAGCCAGCAGCUCCUGAAGAGGAAGAUCACAAUGGUUGGCACAGUUAGAAAGAACACGCCUGAGCUCCCCCUGCACUCCUCGCACCAAGGGGGAGAGAGGCCUUCUCAUCAAAGUUUGCCUUCACCCCUACCACCACUCUAGUUUCUUACCUCCCAAAGAGGAACAAGGAUGUGGUCCUCCUGAGCACACUGCACAAAAUGGCUGAGACCAGUGAUAGUGAGGACAGGAAACCAGCCAUCAUCCUGGACUACAACCACAACAAAGGAGGCAUGGACAACCUGGACAAGGUGAUUGGAACUUACAGCUACAGGAGGAUUAGUGCCCGCUGGCCCCUGGUCAUCUUCCAUAACAUCAUUGAUGUGUCCUCAUACAAUGCCUUCAUGAUAUGGAACAAGAUCAACCCUACCUGGAUGCCUGAUAAGCGGAACAAGAGGAGGGUGUUCCCUGGGCAGCUGGGAAAGGCACUUGUAACCCCACACAUUCAAAGAAGGGAGCACCUCCCCUGCACAGCAGCCUCUGCAGCGCUUGUGAAAGCUGUACAGGGGGCUGAAUCUUGUCCUGAUCCACCUGAGGCUGCAGCUGGGGCAGGCAAGAGGAGGUGAUGCCAAUUCUGCCCAAAUACUAUGUGCUUCACAUAUGAGAAAUACAUCUUCAAAGUCAUGCACACACACUUGCAUAUUGUCCUACAUGUGCUAAUUAGAGUUGAUUGAUUUAUGUUCUUCACAUUUUUUUUAUAUCAGUUAUCUUAUGUUAUUCUUAUUUAUUGUUGUUGUUUAUAGACCUUGUGGGUAGGGGCAAUGGUUAAAAAAAAUGGGAGAAGACUAGUAUUUUGUAGUUAAAUUCCUCGUUGUACAGUAUGUAAGAAUAUAUCACUAUGUUGCCAAAAAUGUUCAAGACUGAUAUAGUUUCCCUUCAAUAAAAUGCAUUUAAAACUA